Nymphalis io (European peacock) is the source of this 1368-nucleotide messenger RNA. RefSeq lists its product as uncharacterized. The transcript has 2 exons. Gene Ontology annotation, biological process: positive regulation of Notch signaling pathway. NCBI's taxonomy places the organism in Eukaryota, Metazoa, Arthropoda, Insecta, Lepidoptera, Nymphalidae. The record is from RefSeq and is a predicted model, not a curated record. The coding region runs from base 154 to 1344 and encodes 396 amino acids. Gene Ontology annotation, cellular component: nucleus.
UUAUGCGGUUAUGCCUUAUAGACGUAGGCAGAGAAACUAUGUCUACGCAUAUAAACAUUAGAGGUUAUGUUUUUAUUUCGUAAGUGUAUGAUAUUAUAAUUUGAUGUAUGAAAUUAAUAAAUAUUUUACAGAAAUAACUAAAAAGUAAGUAAAAUGUUAGAACCUUGGAAUAAUAGAUCUAUAUUACAACCACCAAUAAACACAUCUACCUGUAAAAACUUUGAAAUUAAUAACCUUAAAAAUGUUUGCAAUACCAUAAUCCAUGUACUAUCAAAGCAAUCUCCACUACAUAAAGAGAGUGCUAUAUUUUCAAGAUUUUUGUACAAAUUCGACAAGAAAUUUAGAAAUGACAUUGGAUAUAGGUAUUUUAAAAAAGUAAACGUGGCUUUACGUUCAUUUUUGAGAUUACCUAUAAUUAAAGAUGUUCAUAACUUCAUGGAUGUUUUGCCCGGCAAGAAUGACAGUACAUUAGCCCCUACUAAACAAAUGUUGGAAUAUGUUUUGAUACGACUGAUGACAUUUUCUAAACUUAUGUACCGAGUAACACUUUGUUCCAAGCAAGCAGCUGUCUUCUAUUUGAAUAGAAUAAAACGGGGCGAAAGUCAUUGGAUGUGUUUAAUGCCUUUUGCUUUAUUGAGCAGAGUUUGGUCAAUGGCAUUUGUAUUGUUACAACACUCUUGUAAUUGGUACAACCAAUUGUAUCCUACUUUAAGCAAAAUGGAAUAUAAAGGCUUACAGUUUUUACCAGAAAAGUAUUCAUUGCCAUCUAAUUUAGAAGAUUGGAUUGACAUGAAACAUUUGAACAAUGCAGGCAGAUUUCAAUGGUCCCAAAAAUUUAUUACUAAUUUUGAUUCAAUUGUGGGUGAAGAUGACGAAGAAGGGUUAUAUGACAAUAUUCUGAAGUUGGUAGACAAUAUUAAUAAAAGGACUAAAGACGUAGAGCCAGAUACACAACUGUUGCUGCCUAAACAGGACCUAUGCACUACAUUUGUACCAAAGCUAGACAAUAAUGAUCAAGGCGAAGCAAUAUCCAGAGAGAGUUUUAAAAAUUUCAUGGCUAAUUUACCACCUAUUUUAAAAAACCCUACUGUUAAUAUAGUGAGACAAGAUCAUUGCAUAAAAAAUGUGUCUGAUCAAGAUUCUUUAAAUGAGUUUAUUCAAAAUGAGGAAACAUAUAGAAACACAUCAGAUGAAAAAAAAUCUCUAACUAGUCACCUCACUUUUAUGCAGUGGCAAGCUUUAAAAAACAGUUUGCUUAAACUUGAUGGUUCCCUUAUGAAUAAGAAAAAAAUGGAAAUGAAGGUCCAAAAGAUAUGGAAAGAAAAAUGUUUGGAAUACAUGUAAAUAAAAAUAUUUUAUUGAAAAAAA